CCGAGCCCAGCCCGCCGGGCGCCGAGUGGGCCGACGCGCUGACCGCCGUCCACGCGCUGAGCCGCAACCUACAGGCUCUGGUGGACAGCGUCUGCCCAGACCGAUCAGCUGACGACUGCGACCCGUCGAGGCUGGACCGUCUCUCAGCUGACGAGCUGACGCGACACAUGACGAACCUGACCUUCCCGAGCGCCGACGGCCAGCCCACCUCGUUCCUGUCUGACCGCUACCUGGCCAACGCCUCACUGCAGCUGGAGAACGAGUGGCGUGAGGGCUCGAAGCGCCGCUGGGUGCCGGUGGGCAACAGCAGCCGGCACCUGGGCUUGCAGCUGCAGCUGGGCCGGCUGGUAGCCUACAGCGAGCAGGGCGGCGCCGUGCCUGCCAGCAGCCUCCAGUCGCGCUGCACCGGCUGCGACGCCGGCACUGACCAGCCGACCAUCAUGGAGGUGGCGCUGAACCGCUCCAGCUACCAGCUGGCGAUCCUAGCGCCGGUGCACGAGCAGGGAGCAGACAUGUUCAGCUGCGGCCCGCUGACGGCAGGGUCCAGCUUCCUCUCGGUGGCGGCCGCCGCCUGGACGGUGGUCGCCUCCCGUUUGCCGGUAGGCGCGCGCGUGCUUGACACCUGCGGCCGGCCGGAACGCGCGCGUGACCAGCUGUUCGGUCUGCUGAGCUCGGCGGCGGCCGACCCUCGCCGUCUGGUGGGCGUGAUCAGUCUCUCGGAGGCGACCGGCGCCGGCGUGGCCGACAUGCUGCAGCAGGCGGGCGUACCGCACGUCUGCGUGCCGGUGGACGGCCACGGCGCCGUCUACGACCGGCUGGCCGGGCCAUACCGUACCGUGCCGCUCGUCGAGCACGAGGUGCAUGCCAUCGUGUCGCUGGCGCGCCGCUUCGGCUGGGGCUACCUGUCUGUGCUGCACUCGACCGACGCGUACGGCGUGCGCGCGCUGCAGCAGCUGACGGAGACGGCGCCGCAGCACGACAUCUGCGUCGGCUCCGUCAUCGGCGUCGGCGGCGGUUUCGGCGCGGCGGAGGCAACCGGCGCCUACGCCGAGCUGCGCCGCCCGCCGGCCGCGCCCACCGUAGUGAUUCUGGUGUCGCGGCCCGAGCAGACCCGCCUCCUGCUGGCGGCGGCCGCGCGCGGUGGCGUCGACGAUCGCCUGCUGUUCGUGGUCGGUCGCCACUGGGGCCCGCAGCUGGCGGACGAGACGCUGGCGCCAGUGCUGCGCCGGGCCGUAUUCGUCACGCUGCCCGAAGCACCCGUGACGCCCGUUACGCGCUGGCUGGCGGCCAUGACGCCGUCUGACCACGAGCCGUUCCCAGACGCAUGGUUCGCCGAGUACUCGCGGCGCGAGCGCGGCUGCCAGCCGGCGGGCGUGGCAGACGGUGCCGAGCGGCCUGCUUGCGUCGGCGACAGGAACGACACGGCGCCGCCCGUCUCGCCGUACGUGUACCACGCGGCACUGGCCGUCAGCGUGCUGCUGGACAGCCUGGACGGCUACCUGCGGCGCCACUGCGUGCCGGGCGAGCCCUGCGCCCGGCUGGUCGGCGCCGAGCUGAUGGCCGAGAUGGACACGCGCCUCGCCAACGCAUCCGGGCCGCAGCGAGCCCGCCUGAUGGAGGCCGACGGGCUGCGCGUGUGGACGCUGCCGGACGGGAGGCGGCCGCGCUCGCUCGGCUCGUACCGGCGCGGUCUUCUGCGGCUGGCCGGGCCGAUCGGCCUGUUGACGCGCCACCGGUCCGGCUGCAGCAGCGGACCGUGCCUGCAGACGUGCGCCAGGCAGUCGGACAAGUUCGCCUCGCUCUCGGUGCCGAUGCCGCUGCCAGACCUGGAGGGCUUCCGCUCCAUCUUCGGCGUCAUUUGCGUGGCGUUCUCGGCCCUGGGCGUGCUGGUGGCCCUCAUCUGCCUCAUCUACUUCAACGCGUCGGCCAGCCGCAUCUGCCGCUCGCCGGUCGACUGCCAGGUCCUGAUCGGCUUGAUGCUUGUCUGCUGUGACAACGCUGCCUUCCUGCUGCAGCCGAGCGCGGCCGUCUGCGGCACGCGCCGCUUCCUCACUGGCUUCGCCUACGCCACCGUUUACUCGGCGCUGCUCGUCAAGGUGAUCCACCUGUGGCGUGUCCGCGGCGGCCGCUCCGACGAGCUGUCGCAGCGCGGCGCGCUGCUGCUGGUCGCGCUGUGCCUGCUGGUGAUCCAGGCGUUGCUGGCCGCCGCAUGGCUGGUGCUCUCGCCGCCGCGUGUCGAACUGCUCGACGCCGCGUACCGCUGCUCGCCGGCCGGCCGCUUCGAGCAGGACCUGGCCGUGUCGCUCAGCUACGUGCUGGUGCUGAAGCUGAUGUUGGCCUGCUUCUGCAUGGCCGGCUGGCGCAGCGCCGAAAGCCACCACGAGCCGCGCUGGCUACUGGCUACGGUGGUGGUGAACAGCGCCAUCUGGACCGGCUGGCUCGGCGUCGCCCUCUCCUGGCCGCAAACGAACAGAGACAACGCCACCGUGCUCUGCAAUCUCGCCUGCACAUGCGUCUUCUUUGUCUGCCUCUACUUAAGGAAGGUGUUGUUGUUCAACUACCUUUGGCGAAAUCCGGAUGAUCCGGAGCUCCACUCGCCCAUGACGGUGUCUACCAUCAACAACUCGUUCCUCAUGCAGAUGCCAGCAAAGCUGAAGAACUUCUCGUUCGUUCGAACCCCGCAGCUGUCGGAGAGAAUACAGGAGAACGCGCGCACUUGGAACCCAUCGACGGAGGAGAACAGCGCGUCACUCAGCUUCGCUGACGACGAGAGCAUGGACCUGGACCGGUCCCUGUCCGUGCACGAGUUCCCACUGGCGGAGGAGCACAGCCGCACGGCCGCCGCCUGUUUGCACGUGGAGGCCGUCACUAGCAGCUCUGAGAGCGAGGACAUGGACCACUACGACACGCCCAAGGCGCUCAACGAGUUUGUCCGCCGGAUGGGCGACCGCACCGUGCUGGUGCUGCCGUCGGAUCACGCCGGCCAGGACGAGGACUCGAAGAUCUGAGGCCGGACGGCACCCCCGCCCCACUCGUCUCCGCCGCUCAGCAGUCCGGCCCGUCGAUCGCGACGCCCGAGCACGGCCGACACCGGCUACUGGUGCGGUGCCGCCAGACAGACAUACCUCGUGCGCAUUCCAGGUGAAAGACAAAGCCUUGCGUCACGAAAGGCAGUCCGCAGGAGCGCGGUGUGCAUGGCGUCGGAACACAAGAUAGCAGUGACGCCCCGCGAGAGUACACUCAUCGCGGCACUAGCCGAGCGCGUGUGGCGCGAGUGUGUGCUGUGGUGUCUAAUCAAUACCGCGCCGCAACGCAAGCAACCGUCCAACCAUUACAUGAUGCUCGUUAAUGCUUUAAACUGGUGCAGCAAUAUAUGAAUGUGUGUAGUGUGAAA
Messenger RNA from Pollicipes pollicipes, 3394 nucleotides. RefSeq lists its product as uncharacterized. The transcript is spliced from 8 exons. NCBI's taxonomy places the organism in Eukaryota, Metazoa, Arthropoda, Thecostraca, Pollicipedomorpha, Pollicipedidae. Gene Ontology annotation, molecular function: G protein-coupled receptor activity. Gene Ontology annotation, cellular component: membrane. Gene Ontology annotation, biological process: G protein-coupled receptor signaling pathway. The record is from RefSeq and is a predicted model, not a curated record. Bases 168 to 3008 code for a protein of 946 amino acids.